AUGUUGGGGCUAAACUACACCUCCGUGUCUGAAUUCAUCCUCAUCGGCUUCUCCACCUUCCCUCAGCAUCUCCUGCCUGUCUUCUUCCUGCUCUUCCUGCUGAUGUACCUGUUCACACUGCUGGGGAACCUGCUCAUCAUGGCCACCGUUUGGAGCGAGCGCAGCCUCCACACCCCCAUGUACCUCUUCCUGUGUGCCCUCUCCAUCUCAGAGAUCCUCUACACCUUCGCCAUCAUCCCGCGCAUGCUGGCCGACCUGCUCUCCACCGACCAUUCCAUCUCUUUCAUGGCCUGUGCCAGCCAGAUGUUCUUCUCUUUCAUGUUGGGUUUCACCCACUCCUUCCUGCUCACCGUCAUGGGGUAUGACCGCUACGUGGCCAUCUGCCACCCCCUGCGCUACAACGUGCUCAUGAGCCCCCGAGGCUGCGCCUGCCUGGUGGCCUGGUCCUGGGUUGGUGGCUUACUCAUUGGGUUGCUGGUGACAUCUGCCAUUUUCCAUCUCACCUUCUGUGGGCUCAAUAAGGUCCAUCAUUUCUUCUGCCAUGUGCCCCCGCUAGUGAAGUUAGCCUGUGGAAAUAGAGUACCAGGAGUGGCCCUGGGGGUGGGCCUAGUCUGUAGCAUGGUCUUGUUGAGUUGCUUUCUCCUCAUCCUCUUGUCUUACGCCUUCAUCGUGGCCGCCAUCUUGAGGAUCCCUUCAGCUGAGGGCCGGCACAAAGCCUUCUCCACCUCCUUCUCCACAUGCGCGUCCCACCUCACCGUGGUGGUCGUGCACUACGGCUUUGCCUCUGUCAUCUACCUCAAGCCCAAGGGGCCCCAGUCUCUGGAAGGAGACACGCUGAUGGGCAUCACCUACACGGUCCUCACUCCCUUCCUGAGCCCCAUUAUCUUCAGCCUCAGGAACAAGGAGCUGAAGAUUGCCAUGAAGAAGACCUUCUUCAGCAAUCUCUACCCCUCCAGCAUCUGA
Odocoileus virginianus texanus is the source of this 963-nucleotide messenger RNA. RefSeq names its product olfactory receptor 10H1-like. Gene Ontology annotation, cellular component: plasma membrane. Gene Ontology annotation, biological process: G protein-coupled receptor signaling pathway; detection of chemical stimulus involved in sensory perception of smell. Gene Ontology annotation, molecular function: olfactory receptor activity; G protein-coupled receptor activity. NCBI's taxonomy places the organism in Eukaryota, Metazoa, Chordata, Mammalia, Artiodactyla, Cervidae. The record is from RefSeq and is a predicted model, not a curated record.